Fopius arisanus is the source of this 1734-nucleotide messenger RNA. RefSeq names its product dynactin subunit 4 (gene DCTN4-p62). The record is from RefSeq and is a predicted model, not a curated record. Lineage: Eukaryota; Metazoa; Arthropoda; Insecta; Hymenoptera; Braconidae. The coding region runs from base 108 to 1601 and encodes 497 amino acids. Gene Ontology annotation, cellular component: dynactin complex. The transcript is spliced from 3 exons.
AUGGAAUAAAAAGCAAGAUGGCGAAUGGCUGUCAGUAGAAUUCGUUCAGAGCUGUCAAAUAUUUCAAAGGAAAAGCCACUGUGCAGAGUGCAUUUGUUUUUUCAAUAAUGGCUUAUCUAUUUCAACCUGAUUAUGUGAGAUACACCUGCAGCUGCGGCUCUCUAAAGCCCAUCUCCAGGAUUUAUUUUUGUCGACAUUGUCUGAAAAUACGCUGCGGCUACUGUGUGUCUCAUGAGGUGGACUCUCAUUAUUGUCCCAAUUGCAUGGAGACUCUGCCAUGGUCUGAAGUACGAUUGAAGAAAAAUAAAUGUUCAAACUGCUUCGAGUGUCCUUGCUGCUUUCAAACUCUCACCAUCAGAGCAGGUCAUGCUCCCCUACGUUCGGCCUCCUUGCAGGGCCCUGAGGAUGUCAAAUCGACCCCAAGGAAGGUCUACUACCUUUGCUGUUCCCUCUGCCGUUGGAGUUCUCGAGAUGCUGGAAUUCCAGAUCAGUUUGUGGCAACUGGUGGCUGGCCAGAGCAGGAGAACCCUCACGCUGCCAGGAUAACAGCCCUCAUCGACUUCCACAGGAUCCUGGCCUCCAGGGAACGCCAACAAUACGAAAAGAAAAAAUUCGAUCCCAAACGGACUUGCCUGCAAUUCGAGAAGUUCGGUCUUACCUCGGCCAUGGCUCGGAAAAGGGCAGGUUUACCUGCAUUUUCUGAGCCGAAGUGGCAGCAAACGGAUUAUCCCCAGCCCUCGAUAGCCUCGGAUGAGAUUCAAGAGCUGCCACAUUCGAUUUUCACCGAGGAAAUUGACAUAACGAAGAUCACGACUUUGGAGCAACGACUGCAGCAGCCUGAGGUACAGGCAGAAAGAAUCAAUGAGCUGCGACCUCAGCACAAAAGAUUCCCGGUGAAGAGAUCUCAGCGGUGUAGGACGUGUGAACACAAUGUCAGCAAGCCAGAGUUCUCACCGGAGUCCAUCAAAUUCAGGAUUCAACUCUCUGCAUUUUAUCAUGUCCCUGAAGUGAGAAUUGUCACGUUCGAGCCUUUGAAGGUCGGCAAAACCAGUGAACUUCUUCUCAAAUUUUGCAAUCCCACCCAGCAUCAGACUCAAAUUAUUUUAUUGGAUUGGUGGGCUGCUACUGUAGCAACCACCUUGGGGCCCAGUGGCCAGAGGGAAGAGCUCAGAAUUGAGAAUUUACAAUUGGGCGGAGAAUCGCCGAAUCUGAUGCCUUCAGCUGUGAGACAAGUUUCUGUAAUGGAGGAGCCAAAGACCGUAAAAAUAAUCCCUGGAGCUUCGAUUGAAUUGCCCUCGAGUGCAUUAAUACUUCCUCCAAGGGAUGACACUGCUGAGUACGAUGACUCCGGAGACACCCACAGUUUUCAGGAUGAUCCAAAGCUUGUUGUUUGGAGAAAAGGAAACAAAGCUAUCCUGAAACUGCAGAUCACACCUCAGAUACCUGAAGAGAGCAGGAAAAAUGAUCCAGUGGUGGUCGGUCUGGUGAUGCAGUACGAGUACGUGAAUACAAUAGCAACACUCGAGCACAAAACACCCCAGAAAGUGGACUUGAAGGUUCAAUUAUUUUUGACACUCGAUAAACUCUCUGGUUUCUCAUAAUUACUCAAUUAAUCUCAUCAUCGAAGAGGUGAAUAAUUUGUCUCGCUUUGCAACUCCUCAAACUAUAAUUUUUAUACUCACGAUUGGCUUAAGCACUCGAGAAUGAAUAAAACAAUGGUUUAUCGAAUAAAUA